UACCCCCCAGAUCAGACACGUGCAGCUCUUACCAGCCGGAACACGGACAUCCCCGGUCAGCAGCUCCACACAGCCCGUCUGUAGAGAGAAAGCGGAACGUCAGCUGCGCACGCGCCCUUGACUCGGAGCCCCACUUGUCCCUAGGUGCCUGGCAUGGGACCUGGCUCCAGAAUGACUCCGAAUCAGAAUGGAUGAGUGAGUCACAGUCCCAUCCCACGUGCAAGAAGGUGCUUUCUCAGCUUCCUCGUCUCAUCUCACCUUCCCUGAAGGGCCAUGUGGCAUCAGCUCUGGGCUGGACACAGGGUGUGGAGUGGUCCACUGUCCCCCAGAGCCCACAUUAUAUUUGGUCAGACACCUGUGAAAACCAGUCACCAUGGUGCGUACUGGAAAACGCUCGGGUGAGAAAAUGGAGGCUGAGAAUGCAGAGGCUUUGCCAGACCUAUUUGGUAAGUGAAGAAGGGGAAUCUUCUCCCAGCCCCCAAAUCCAUCCUCCUUGCCCCACAUCCUCUGCUUUGGGAAAGUUGAAGGGUCUGCAUAAAAAUGCAGAGAAGACCUCUGCCAGAUCCCGGCCCCCGGGCAGCUCUUUCAAGGAGAUGCUUGUCCCUCUUCCCACCUCGCUCAACCCAGGAGAUGGGGGGUGGGAGAAGACGCAGAGGGGCAUCGCCCCGCCUCUGGCUAUGUCUCGAUUCUCCGCCCUGAGUAGAGACCUGAGGCCCAGCCUGGUCCUGAGCACCCUCAUGGUGUCUCGGGUGCAUCACGCCGUCCCUCUCCAGACACCAGGCUCUGCCUCAUAGGAGUCCCCACCUCGGUCCAGCUUACCCCGGGAGCAGCCUGUCACAUAUCAUGGGUGGCCCACAUCUUCGGUGGCCCAGAGCUGCUCUAUCUCCCCGUCCUCCCCUGCCCCUUCCCGCCCCGUGCUGCCCUCAUGCCAGCUUACCCAGUGAGCAGCUGGUCUCUCAUUUCAUCGUGACCCCUUCCUUAGUCCUUCUGUUCUGUCCAACCUAGCAACUCACAGCCUUGCUUCACUCCUGUUGUCAACUAGCCUGCAAACUGCCUUAACUCUUUUGGAGAAUGAAAGCGGUCAUAUAAAUACUUCUAUUUGGAAUACAAAAUAAAAGACAUAUUGAGAUAUCA
This is a messenger RNA of Lemur catta (Ring-tailed lemur), 1134 nucleotides long. RefSeq lists its product as uncharacterized. Lineage: Eukaryota; Metazoa; Chordata; Mammalia; Primates; Lemuridae. The coding region runs from base 192 to 794 and encodes 200 amino acids. The record is from RefSeq and is a predicted model, not a curated record. The transcript is spliced from 2 exons.